AUGUCGCGGCGACAUCGUAUUGUGCUUACAAAACCAACUUCGGAAAGCGAUCUAGAUGGUACUACAAAUGGAGUAGCUGGUGUAACUUUGGAUUCGGACAACUUAUCAGAAAAUUCUGGCUCGUUGAAGACCAAAAAACGACGGCGGCUCCGAAAAAGACGUAUGUGAUCUUGUUUUAUUGAUUUGUGUUUAGGUAAACGGAUUUCUGUCUUGGAUUUUUAGUUUUGCUGUUACAAGUUGGAGGCUUAAUGAAUUUUAUAACAUUUAUAUGUUUUUCGAAAAAGAUAAACUGAUUGGCUUUUAAGAAGUACGAUCAGUUUAUCGGUUAAGCUAACUUGUUUGAUCAAAGCUGAUCUUUUUGGAUAGGUAUAACCUUUUUUUGUUUUUCAUUUAGAAUUUGGAACUUUAAUUUUAGCUGCUUCACAAAUGGAUUGGCAAAUACAAGGGACUUCUGGAGAUGAAAAAACCUCUGGUGAGGACACUACAAACGAAGGCCACGAUGCAGAUGACGAGCAAAGUGACUGGCCUGAAUCAAACACCGAUGUUGAUGUAGGAACGUCUUCUCUGGUGAAGAAAAGGCACGUUCGUGGUGAUCUGAUGGAAACUACGCCUGAACCCGACUCUGCAUCAGAAGCUCCUCCAAUGAAAAUGGCACGAUUUGCUAAACCGGCUUUAAGAUGCCGAGAUCAAGCUAAUGGUGCCAUUCCUCCUCCGUUAAAGCGACGAAUUGAACGUUUUUUGAACGACACUGUUCAGGAAGAGAUGUCAAUUUCGCAUACCUACAGGAUUGCUGCGGUAUGUUUGAGUGAUUUUAUAAAUAAUGAAUUAAAUUUUAUGACUAUUUCCGAUUUUUCUUUGUUAAUUUCAAUUAAUUUUUGACAUAAAGUUUAUAAAAUGGAGUUUUUUCUAUUUUACGCCGUAACUUUAUGCAUCACACUUAAAUUAAUAUUUCAGAUUCGUCGCUUGGUGAAUCGACCAGAAAUAGAAGUGAUAAAACGACCGCGCGGGACCAUCGUGUUACGAAAAAAUACAUGA
Molecule: messenger RNA, 1035 nt
Organism: Bursaphelenchus okinawaensis
Lineage: Eukaryota; Metazoa; Nematoda; Chromadorea; Rhabditida; Aphelenchoididae
Source: the annotation of a GenBank genome assembly